AUGAAGAAAAAUAAAAUACAAAAUCAAGAGGUGUUAGAUAUUUUUAGGAAUAAUGAGGAGAAUGAGGAAGAGGAGGAGAAGACUUCAUACAAGAACAUUAUUCAAGAACAUGCAUGUGAAGAAAAAGUUUUACCCAAGCAAAAGACUUAUCUUUUCAUUGAUCUAUUUAAAACAUCGUUCAUUGCAUUAAUCACACUUAAUAUUUGCUUUGGCUGGAUGGUCUGCAGUAUGCUAUACUAUGGUGUAUCUCUUAAUUCAGUUGAUAUGGCUGGAAACCGCUACUUAAACUUCCUGUUAAUGCAUGUCGUGGAGUUCCCCAGUAUGGUAACUUCUUACUAUUUGUGUAAACGCUUUGGUCAUCGAAAACCGACUACGUUUUGUAUGAUGUUUAGUGGAUUAAAUUGCAUUGUGUCAAAUUUUGUAACCAAAGGUUCAUUCUGGUUUCCUCUGAUCCUGGUUAUUCUGGGAAAGUUUGGAAUCGCAGCUGCUUUUGCUUCAGUGUAUCUUUUAUCAGCAGAAAUAUUCCCAACAGUUGUUAGAGCAAACGGCUUAGGUGUUGCGUCAGUGUCGGCCCGCAUUGGUGGCAUAAUUGCACCCUUUAUACUUCAGCUGUCAGCCUAUAUAAAAUGGCUUCCUCUAAGUAUUUACGGUGUCCUUUCAGUUAUGUCCGGCAUGCUGUUGCUCUUACUGCCAGAACCAAAGGAUAAAGACUUGCCGCAAACAUUUGAAGAUCUGGAAAACUGGGAGACCUGAUAAUGAGAUAAUACACGAAGUAGUUACAGUGAUAACAUAAUAGGGAAUAGUUUGUUUGAUUAAAUAUGC
This is a messenger RNA of Octopus sinensis (East Asian common octopus), 822 nucleotides long. Its product is annotated as organic cation transporter protein-like. The record is from RefSeq and is a predicted model, not a curated record. The transcript has 4 exons. Gene Ontology annotation, molecular function: transmembrane transporter activity. Gene Ontology annotation, biological process: transmembrane transport. The coding region runs from base 1 to 753 and encodes 250 amino acids. NCBI's taxonomy places the organism in Eukaryota, Metazoa, Mollusca, Cephalopoda, Octopoda, Octopodidae. Gene Ontology annotation, cellular component: membrane.